This is a messenger RNA of Scleropages formosus (Asian bonytongue), 5115 nucleotides long. RefSeq names its product death-associated protein kinase 1 (gene dapk1). The record is from RefSeq and is a predicted model, not a curated record. Lineage: Eukaryota; Metazoa; Chordata; Actinopteri; Osteoglossiformes; Osteoglossidae. The transcript has 26 exons. Gene Ontology annotation, biological process: protein phosphorylation; positive regulation of apoptotic process; intracellular signal transduction. Bases 280 to 4578 code for a protein of 1432 amino acids. Gene Ontology annotation, cellular component: nucleus; cytoplasm. Gene Ontology annotation, molecular function: protein binding; ATP binding; protein serine/threonine kinase activity.
GCCACACGCACGCGCACACGCGCACGCACACACACACACACACACACAGAGAGCCGCCGGUACAUUGUUACAAUCCUCCCAUUUCCUGCAACAAUUGGGCUCUCCGUAGAAAGAGAAAACACGCAUCUCGUACAUGUGCCGAACGUCGGUGUGUUUAGGAAUCGAGGGCUGCGGGGAUUUAAAGAGCGAGCAUGAUGAGCGCGAGCCGCCGUGGCGCGCGCAGCGGCUGACCGAGCGGCACCGGAGCGCAGCGGCAGCACGAGCCCUGCCGCCACCACCAUGACCGUGUUCAAGCAGGAGAACGUGGACGAGCUGUACGACAUCGGAGAGGAGCUUGGCAGUGGGCAGUUUGCUGUGGUUAGAAAAUGCCGGAAGAAAAGCACGGGCUUGGAAUACGCUGCCAAAUUCAUCAAAAAGCGGCGGAGCAAAUCGAGCCGCCGAGGGGUCAGCAGAGAGGACAUCGAAAGGGAGGUCAGCAUCCUGAAGGAGAUCCAGCACCCCAACGUCAUCACGUUGCACGACGUCUUCGAGAACAAGAACGAGGUCAUCCUCAUUCUGGAGCUCGUGGCCGGAGGUGAGCUCUUUGACUUCCUGGCAGAGAAGGAGUCCCUCACGGAGGAGGAAGCCACAGAGUUCCUCAAGCAGAUCCUCAAUGGUGUCUUAUACCUGCAUUCCAAGCAAAUUGCCCAUUUUGAUUUGAAGCCAGAGAACAUCAUGCUGUUGAACAGGACCGUGCCUCACCCACGCAUCAAGCUCAUCGACUUCGGCUUGGCUCACAAGAUUGAUUUUGGAAAUGAUUUCAAAAACAUCUUUGGCACGCCAGAGUUUGUAGCUCCAGAGGUUGUGAACUAUGAGCCCCUGGGUCUUGAAGCAGACAUGUGGAGUAUCGGGGUGAUUACAUACAUACUAUUGAGUGGUGCCUCCCCCUUCCUGGGGGACAACAAGCAGGAAACGCUGGCCAACGUCUCCGCCGUCAGUUACGAGUUCGAUGAGGAGUUCUUCAGCCACACCAGUGACCUGGCCAAAGACUUCAUCGCAAGACUCCUGCUCAAGGAUCCAAAAAAAAGAAUGACAAUUGAGGACAGCCUUCAACAUCCUUGGAUUAAGCCAAAGGACACACAGCAGGCCCUGAGCAGAAAGGAGUCUGCUGUAAAUAUGGAGAAAUUUAAGAAGUUUGCUGCCCGAAAGAAGUGGAAGCAAUCGGUGCGACUCAUCUCCCUGUGCAACCGCCUGUCGCGCUCCUUCCUUUCCAGGAGCAACAUGAGCGUAGCGCGCAGCGACGACACCCUGGAUGAGGAAGAUUCCUUUGUGAUGAAGGCCAUCAUUCACGCCAUCAACGAUGACAACGUGCCGGGACUGCAACACCUCCUCGGCUCCCUGACCAGCUACGACGUGAACCAGCCGAACAAGCACGGGACGCCCCCCCUCCUCAUCGCUGCAGGCUGUGGGAACACCCAGAUCCUCCAAGUGCUCAUAAAGAAAGGUGCCGAGAUUGACGCUCACGACAAGUCUGGAGCAAACGCCAUCUAUUACGCUGCAAGACAUGGGCAUGUGGAAACUCUGAGGUUCCUGCAUGAAAAGAAAUGCCCUCUGGACAUUCAAGAUAAGUCCGGAGAGACGGCUCUUCACGUGGCAGCCAGGUACGGCAACGUGGACGUGGUGCAGUACCUGUGCAGUAUCCGCGCCAAUCCCGACAUGGCAGACAGGGAUGAAGAGACUCCCCUCCAUUGCGCCGCCUGGCACGGCUACUCGUCUGUGGCCAGAGCCCUGUGCGCGGCCGGCUGCGACGUCAACGUGAAGAACCGAGAGGGGGAGAGCCCGCUCCUGACCGCUGCGGCCAGGGGCUUCCGGGACAUUGUGGAGUGUCUGAUGGAGCGCGGGACCGACCUGAACUCCGUGGACAAGGGCGGCCACACCGCGCUCCACCUGGCUGUGCGCAGGUGCCAGCUGGAGGUGAUACGGUGCCUGCUUAGCCACCGCUGCCAUGUGGAGCAGCAGGAUCGCCACGGCAACACCCCCUUGCACAUCGCCUGCAAGGACGGAAACCUUCCUAUCGUGUCGUCCCUCUGCGAGGCAGAUGCCACGCUGGAUAUCCCGAACAAAUCUGGAAGAACACCGCUUCACUUGGCAGCUCACAACGGAGCUCUUGAAAUCGUCCGGUACCUCUGUGUCGCCGGUGCCAACACCGAUGCUGUCACCAACGAUGGGAAGACUGCGGAGGACCUGGCUGCAAGCGAACAUCAUGAGCACGUUGCAGUCUUACUGGGAAAGCUGAGAAAGGACACGCACAGAGGCACCUACAUCCAGCAGCUGCGGCCCACGCAGAGCUCGCAGCCCAGGAUCAAGCUGAAGCUGCUGGGCCAUUCGGGCGCUGGGAAGAGCACGCUCCUCGAGUCCCUCAAGUGCGGCAUCCUCAGGAGCUUCUUCAGGAGGCGGCGCCCCCGGCUGUCCUCCACCAACUCCUCGCGCUCCCCGCCCUCCCCCAUGUCCUGCAGACCCGCAGUCUCUGCGAGCAUCUCCAACCUGUAUCCGGGCUGCGAAAACGUGAGCGUGCGCAGUCGCAGCAUGAUGUUUGAGCCCAGUCUCACCAAGGGGGUCCUGGAGGUUUUCUCCCCUGUGCACAGUGCUCUCUCCGCAGCCGACGAGCAGGCCACCAAGGCCGUCGACAUUCAGACCGCCAGCCUCAGCGGGGUCGGGGACUUCAGCGUGUGGGAGUUCUCCGGCAACCCGGUCUUCUUCUGCGCCUACGACUACUUCGCAGCGAAUGACAACACUGCCCUGCACCUGGUGCUCUUCAGCCUGGAGGAGCCGUACGAGACGCAGCUGAACCACGUCACCUUCUGGCUCAACUUCCUCAAGUCCCUCACGCUGCCAGAGGACAAUAUAGCCUUCGGCGGGAAGAUGAAGAACCCGCUGCGGGUGGUGUUGGUGGCCACUCACGCGGACAUCGUGAACCUGCCUCGCUCUUACGGGGGCGAGUUCAGCUACGACAAGGAAAGGUCGCUGCUUAAGGAAGUUCGGAACAGAUUUGGGAAUGACUUGCAGAUCUCUGAGAAGCUCUAUGUUGUCGAUGCCGGAGCAUCCAAUUCCAAAGACAUGAAGCUGCUUAGAAAUCACUUGCAAGAGCUUCGUAACUCCAUUAUCUCUACGUGCCGACCCAUGACGCUGCUGUGCGAGAAGAUUUUGUCAACCCUUCCCUCCUGGAGGAAAGUCAACGGGCCCAACCAGCUGAUGUCAUGGCAGCAGUUUGUGCUGGAUGUCCAGGAGCAGAUAAACCCCCUGGUCAGCGAGAUGGACCUGCGGGAUGUCGCCUCACAGCUCCACAGUAUGGGGGAGAUUAACAUCAUGCAGAGCGAGACGGUGCAGGAUGUGGUUCUGCUGGACCCGCGAUGGCUGUGUAGUACCGUGCUGGCUAAGAUCCUGUCCAUCGAGACACCCAAAGCCAUCCAUCACUAUAGGGGGCGCUACCGUCUGGAGGAGUUGCAAAGCCUUGUGGCGGAAAGUGAUAUUGAUGAAUUGCUACAGAUUUUGGAUGCCAUGGACGUGUGUGUCCGUGAUGUUAACAACCCAACCAUGGUGGACAUCCCUGCCCUUAUCAGGACCAACGGGCUGCACCGCUCCUGGACAGAGGAGGAUGAGGAAGAGGAGGUGUUGAUCUAUGGCGGUGUGCGUUUUGUCCCCGCAGAGCACCUCACACCGUUCCCAUGCGGCCUCUUCCACAAGUUACAGGUCAACCUCUGCCGCUGGAGCCAUCAGCAGAAGCCAGAAGGAGACGACAUCCGUCUGUGGACCAACGGUGUGAAGAUUUCGCACGGUGGUGCAGAGGUCAUGGUGCUCCUGGUAAAUCAUGGCCAGGGCAUUGAGGUGCAGGUGAGAGGGCUGGACUCAGAGAAGCUGAAGUGUUACAUGUUCCUGGACCUGAUCUGCAGUAUCAUAGACAACCUGAUGGCUACCACACUGCCUGGACUACUGACUGUGAAGUACUACCUGAGCCCCCAGCAACUGAGGGAACACCACGGACCCAUCAUGAUAUACCAACCCAAAGACUUCUUCAGGGCCCAGGCUCAGAAGGAAACAUUUCUGACCAACACCAUGGGGGGCUACAAGGAGAGCUUCAACAGCAUUGUGAGUUUUGGUUGCUCGGAGGUCUACCACCAGGGCAGCCUAGGAAUGGACAUCCACAUUUCGGAUGUCUGCCUGUUGGCCAGGAGGAAGCUCUGCCGACUUCUCGACCCACCGGAUGCAAUGGGCAAGGACUGGUGCUUACUGGCUAUGAACCUUGGCAUGACGGACCUUGUGGCCAAGUACGGCACCACCAAUGGCACUCUGGAAGCGGGGGCAAUUCAGCCCAGCCCCACAGCAUUGCUCCUGCAGGAGUGGGGAAAUCAGCCCAAUAGCACUAUCGGCAUUUUCAUGGCCAAGCUCCGGGAACUGGGCAGAAGGGACGCGGCCGACUUCCUCCUGAAGUCGUCGCCUGUCUUCAGGGUGAACGUAGAGGGCACUGCUCCAGACAACUAUGCACCGACGUGCAACGGGGGCACUUCUUACAAUUCCAUCAGCUCGGUCGUAUCCCGGUGAAGUACCGUGGAUUUAGGGACGUGAAGUGCAAUCGGAACAGAGGCUGGCCCCCUCGUCACGUUGUUGCGUACAAAGACGUGGCUAGAUCGCGAGGCUCAUGUAAAUGUGAUGCUUUGUACUGUGAGAAAUACUCUUGUUACCCCUCAUUAAGGAAUGUUUUAUUCACCUAGUUUACCUGACAGUUGUUCUUCUUCAAUUAAUGAUUUGUUAUUCCAAGAUGGACAUUCAUAUUGCUGCCAUUUAUGUUUUAUUUAUAUAUUUUAUAUGUUACCAUCACCUUGUAAAAUGAGCCCUUUCUUAAAGCUUCCGUAACAUUCAGCAAGGCUUUUUAUCAAUUUUGAAUUGCUUUAUAUAUUCAAUGAUUAAGUGAACUUUAAAUAUUUGCUGACAGCUGUAUUCCUUCUGAAACUAAGAAAUUCAGUGCUUGGCAGCUGUAACUGCUGUGAAUGUGAGUGCCUUGAUAUAUGGUGGUUUACUCUUGUCAGUAAACUGUCUUUUUAGAGCAUUGUAUUAAAGAUGUUCUCUACCUCCCAAAAA